This is a messenger RNA of Didymodactylos carnosus, 792 nucleotides long. Lineage: Eukaryota; Metazoa; Rotifera; Eurotatoria; Philodinida; Philodinidae. The record is from the annotation of a GenBank genome assembly.
AUGGAAAGUUUUCAUGUUGAGUUUCAAACCCACCUAGCAUUAAUACUCGUCGAAAAUCGGAGUCUUGAAGAAGCUCUGUCAGUUAUAUUUAAUGAGUCAUUACCAUCUACUUCACAAACUACAUUUGGAAAUAGUCGUGAACAAGCGACUCAAGCGAAUGUUUCCAUUGUGGGUUCUCAACCGAGAGAAUCUGAAAGUGACCUUGGCGCUGAUAGAAUGUAUAAAAUGUUAUUUGUUGUGAAUGGUUCAUUGAAAAUGAGUUCCGGUAAAAUGUGUGCUCAAGUAGCUCAUGCUGCAGUUAAUUUAUAUUCAAAAUUAAUUGAUCAACGAUCAUUGGGCUUAAAUUUUUGGAUGAUGUUUGGUCAAACCAAAAUUGUUGUACGUGGAGAUUCAGCAGAAGAAUUAAUUAAGAUACAAAAUAAAGCCUAUGAAACAAAAUCAAUCGUUACAACGAUAAUACAAGAUGCGGGUAAAACAGAAAUUAGAACAUCGUCUAUCACAUGUCUUGGUUUAUUUGGUACAAAUUCUCAGUUAGAUCCCAUAACGCGUCAUUUAAAGUUAAUGAACGAUUGUUUAAGAUGUUCUGAUAAUGAUAUAACGAGCAAUGAAAAUAGUAGACAACGUCAAACAAAACAAAAGGCAAAAGGACAACAGACGAAUAAUAUUGAAGAAAAAAAUCAGACAGAAGAUGCGACAACUUCUCUAUCGAACAUAGCAGAUACACAAUUGACGAACAUAGACAACAAUGGGCAUAUUAAUCAAACAGAGGCAGAAAUCUGUGAAACAAAAUGA